Messenger RNA from Camelina sativa (false flax), 2260 nucleotides. Lineage: Eukaryota; Viridiplantae; Streptophyta; Magnoliopsida; Brassicales; Brassicaceae. The record is from RefSeq and is a predicted model, not a curated record.
UUGAAGGAAAUGGCGGUAAACGGAACGAGCAUCAAAACGGCGUCGGAUGGAGUAUGGGGAGGAGACAAUCCUCUCAACUGUGCCUUUCCUCUUUUAAUAAUACAAGUCACCAUCGUCCUAUUCACCAGCCGCUUCCUUACCCUUCUCCUCAAACCCCUUCGUCAACCCAAAGUCGUCGCCGAGAUCCUUGGAGGGAUAUUGUUGGGACCUUCAGCAUUGGGGAGAAACAAAGAGUUUGUUAAACUCGUGUUUCCAGAAUGGAGCACUCCGAUACUAGAGUCAGUUGCUAGCAUUGGCCUCCUUUUCUUCCUCUUCCUAGUCGGUCUAGAACUAGACCUCACGGUUCUAGGCCGCACGGGAAAAAAAGCUUUUGCUAUUUCUUUUGCCGGAAUCUCUCUCCCUUUUGUGUUGGGCGCUGGUGUUUCCCUUUUCCUCCGUAGAGCCGUGGAGGAGGAUCAUGAAUCAACAGGAUACUGGCAAUUCCUUCUAUUCAUUGGAGUCUCUCUUUCCAUCACAGCUUUCCCAGUCCUUGCCCGUAUCUUAGCUGAACUCAAGCUCUUGACCACAAGUGUUGGUCAGACAGCCUUAGCAGCUGCUGCUUUCAAUGACAUGGCCGCAUGGAUCCUCCUUGCCCUAGCCGUGGCUCUCCCCGGAAGCCACGACAACCACAAACAUGCAUCUCCAUUGAUAUCCAUAUGGGUUCUUCUUUCAGGUUUUGCCUUUGUUAUCUUCAUGAUUUUUGUGAUCCGACCAACCAUGAAAUGGAUCGUCCAGAACUAUGCCAGCACGAUGCACGAGGCGUGCAUAUGCCUAACUCUAGCAGGAGUCCUAGUCUCCGGUUUUAUCACAGACCUAAUCGGACUACACUCCAUAUUUGGGGCUUUUGUCUUUGGGCUAAUCGUCCCUAAAAAUGGAUCUUUCAGUGACCAGCUCGUCGAGCGAAUAGAGGACUUUGUCUCGGGGCUUCUACUCCCGCUCUACUUUGCAUCUAGCGGACUGAAGACAGAUGUAAACAAGAUCAAUGGUGCAGAGGCUUGGGGGAUAUUGGCCUUGGUAAUAUCCACGGCUUGCGUAGGGAAAAUCAUUGGCACCUUCCUCAUGGCGAUGAUGUGCACCAUAUCCGCGCGUGAAUCCCUCACUUUAGGGUUUUUGAUGAACACUAAAGGGCUCGUUGAGCUAGUUGUACUAAACAUCGGCAAGGAGAAGAAGGUGCUCAACGACGAGAUGUUCGCAAUUCUAGUCCUGAUGGCUCUGGUCACAACCUUUAUGACGACUCCAUCAGUCGUGGCUGUAUAUAAACCCUUGAACAAUGAUGGUUCUGACUCCACAGGUGACGAGAAAGAGAAGUUACGCAUCCUAGCCUGCGUACGUGGUCCUCAAGACGUUCCUUGCAUAAUCAAACUCGUUGAGUCUCUUGGUACGUCCAAUGGAUCACUCAAAGUAUAUGUGAUGCAUUUGAUGGAACUCACUGAACUAUCAUCCUCCAUCUCGAUGGUCCAACGAACGAGAAGAAACGGUGUGCCGUUCAUAGAUAAGUUGUGUAAAGGGAGGCCGCGUGACCAGAUAGAAGCUGCGUUUAGUAUUUACGGACAGGUCAGAGACCAGAAACAAAGGAUUAGAAUCCGCCACUUAAAAAGUGUGUCAGCUUUGGGAACGAUGCACGAGGACAUAUGCAAUGCAGCGGAACAUAACAAGGUGUGGAUGAUCAUAUUACCGCAUCUGAUAACGGGAUGGGGAGUGGUCAACGAGAGGGUGAUGGAGUAUGCUAAAUGCCCAGUGGUUGCGGUUCUAGACCACAAAGAGACUGGAGAAAGCAGUAGCCGCGAUAGGCCAAAAAGAAUAGGACUUGUGUUCAUUGGUGGGAUCAACGAUAGAAAAGCACUUGAGAUUGGAAGUAGAAUGGCUCAACACCCCAAGACCAAAAUAACACUCUUGCGAAUCUCCGAUAGUACCUUAACUUCUGGUUAUAGUGAAAAGGUAAAAAAUCAUUUACAUUAACUUUAGUGUAGUAGACGGAACUUACUAAAGAAUAUAAAUCACGUAACCAUAACUAAUUAAGAUUGUGAUGAUGUAGGAGAUUGAUGAUAUAGCAGUGGAAGAUUUUAAGCAACAAUGUGAAGGUGUAGAGAUAGAGUACGAAGAAAUCAAAGUCGAGGAAAUAGGAAUGAGAAAGGACUAUGAGCUUCUGAUAGUUGGAAAUCGACAAUCAACAAGUUGUCAAAUGGGACGACUAGUGGUUUCAACACUAGUCAUUCAAGGA